GAUCCACCUAUUCAUUAGUAUGAUUGUUUUGUUAUUCAAACUUCCAUAAAGACCUGCUCGCCCCACAUCAUUAAACCUGGAAGGAAUAGGUGAUGGCUGGAAGGCAAGGCAGUCAAGUGGUUAUAUUAGUUCUACUGAUUCAGAUUUCUCUGAGGACCUUUGUGAUGAUGAUGAUGGAAAGUUAUCUAGAAAUAGCCAGCUCCAGGAACUAGAGAAAAAUCUCAAUGAAGGGCAAAUGUUUACUGAAUUUCAAAAGAUUAAAAGGCGSAGCGAGAACUUGUCUGUUUCCACUGGUAGUCUUCCUGUGAAUGAUACAAGAAAUCGCUUUAAUGACAUUUUACCUUAUGAGGAUAAUAGAGUUCUUCUUAGUCCACGUAACAAUGCUGCAAAUAACAAUUACAUUAAUGCUAGUCAUGUCAAGAUGAAGAUAGGGUGCAGUKUAUACAAAUACAUUGCUGCACAAGGUCCGACUAAUGACACACUGCAUGAUUUCUGGCAAAUGAUUUGGGAACAGGAUGUGCGGUUGGUCGUCAUGGCCACCGAAGAAAAAAUCACCCGUGAAACCAACUGUAUGCGUUAUUGGCCAGAACAAAUUGGUGAAGAACAGAACUAUGGCCAGUAUCAUGUGGACAUUGAAGACAUACGUGACUGUUCACCUUACAAAAUACGACGUAUGAAACUUCGUCAUUCUCCUUCAAAACAAGCUCGUACUUUAUAUCAUGUACAGUUUACAGACUGGCCAGAUCAUAAGAUACCUGARGACCCAACUAAUUUCUUAGAAUUUUUGGAUCAAAUGGAAUCACUAAGGCAACUAACAAAUAGUAGUUUAGCACAUGGUGAAGAAAGACCUCCUGUUGUUGUACAUUGUACGGCAGGAGUAGGGAGAACUGGAGUUAUCAUUUUAACAGAUCUAAUGAUAGCGUGUGUACAGAAUAAUCAGCGCAUAAAUAUCCACAAGACCCUUGUACAUCUUCGUCGACAAAGAAUGCAGUUGGUGGCAAACUUUGGCCAGUAUCGAUUCGUUUAUACAGCAGUUAUACAUUAUCUCAAGAACAGCAGAUUAAUUUAGAUAUUUUGAUAUACAAUAUUCCAUUGCAAUACCUGCGUUACAUAUCUCAAUUCAACACAUCCAGUGCAUUUAACAUCAGUGACCAAUUGGAAUUGUGGGAAAUCACUAGAAUUACAGUAAAUCACUUAUUUUUUAUACAAAGUAAUAAGCAACAAUUAAUUUGAUAAUGAUCAAUCUAAUACCWAAGUGUAACUGUAGCUUUUGACAUUCCGCGCAUUCCCUAUGAGUGCCUAUGAGUGUGUCAGUCAAAUUGAAGAGGGUUGCCAGGCCACAUCCAAACAACAGAUCAUUAACAGAUCAUCUUUGCCAAUAUGGUACUGCAGGCAUUGAUAAAUAGAGAGUAUUCUUGAUAUAUCGUAAGAGUUACAUUCAAAGGAAUCAAAGUCUUGAUUAUCAUUACUACGUGGUCAUCAAUUCUAUGAUAUCCUGGCAUCAUUGCAUCUACAUGGUUUAUACAUUCAUUCAUUUGUGUAUGACAACCUUUCAAUUUGUUCUACUAUUAGAAACUAUAUAUACAAAUCAUGUGAACCAAGCCUUAAUUUCUAGAGUGUAUUUCUAUCGUAAAGCUUGAAAGAGCGUGCCAAGAAUAACAUUUUAACUGACAAUUUGUAUACAAAAYGAAAAGAUUUAUUUUUAUAUACAUCUUUUCUUUUAAGUGUAAAUAUGCUGAAGAAAGUCAGAGUGAAAAAAAUAAUAUGAGUAUGUUUAUUAUUGGAUAUUUUUUCUGUAAGGAUCUCUUUCCUCGCUUACUAACAAUUUUCAAUUACAGAUUUAUCUUAAUGGACGGUUUCUGAUUUUAUUUUAACUCAUGUGAUGGCGUGUAUUCUUUGUUUUCAAGUAACAUCAGAGCAGCCAUCUUGGAAGAAUUUCAACAAAAGAUUUCUCAUUUAGUAUCAAUUGUUCAUUCCUCCAACAUGGCUGUCAGUCUUUUAUCUUUUGAAUCUCAUUGGAAUGGUUGAAAACGAUUAAUUAAAGUAAAAAAGGCCCUAUAAUCCCGCAUUUCUCCUUCAUUGUAUUACAUUCACUGUCRGUUCCCUUUUAUUUGGAUAUCUUUUUAUUGAGAUGUAUUUAAUUUUAUAAAUAUAAGUUGAGUCAUCAAAUUUGAAAGAAAUGUACAUUGAAAAUAUUAUAUGUGUGUUCAAAAUAUUAAAUGAUCUUCUCUGGA
Messenger RNA from Exaiptasia diaphana, 2234 nucleotides. RefSeq names its product tyrosine-protein phosphatase non-receptor type 14. The record is from RefSeq and is a predicted model, not a curated record. NCBI's taxonomy places the organism in Eukaryota, Metazoa, Cnidaria, Anthozoa, Actiniaria, Aiptasiidae. Gene Ontology annotation, biological process: protein dephosphorylation. The transcript is spliced from 8 exons. Bases 236 to 1069 code for a protein of 277 amino acids. Gene Ontology annotation, molecular function: protein tyrosine phosphatase activity.